Molecule: messenger RNA, 717 nt
Organism: Eucalyptus grandis
Lineage: Eukaryota; Viridiplantae; Streptophyta; Magnoliopsida; Myrtales; Myrtaceae
Product: UDP-glycosyltransferase 88B1-like
Exons: 3
Coding region: 1-717 (238 amino acids)
Source: RefSeq, a predicted model, not a curated record
AUGAAGGAAGCAAUCGUGCUUUAUCCUUCACCGGCCAUCAGCCACCUCAUCGCCUUGGUGGAGCUCGGCAAGCUCCUCCUCACCCACCGCCCUUCCCUCUCCAUCCACAUCCUCGGCACCAACCAAGCGUACGACACCGGCUCCACUACCGCCUACAUCGCCUCUGUCUCUGACACUGUCCCCUCCAUUGCCUUCCACUACUUCCCUGCCACCACCCUACCCCCAACUUCUCCACCAACUCCCCCAACUAUAAGACCCUCGCCAACGAGCUCCUCCGCCUCAACAACCCCAAUGUCCGCCGCGUCCUCACCUCUAUCUCCGAAAACCAUGUCGUUCACGGCCUCAUCAUCGACUUCUUCUGCGUCACUGCUAUCGCCACCACACUUUGCCAAGAGCUUUAAAGACUUUGACGCCCCCAUAGAUGUCCCGGGCUCACCGCCUAUACCGCCCUCUGAUGUUGCGAAGCCAAUGCAGGAUCGCUAUGACAAGGCCUACUCAUCCCUGGAGAUGCAGACUUCUGCUGGGAUCAUAGUCAACGACUUCAAAAAGCACGCAGCCCAGAGCUAUACGAGCCAUCUUGAACGGCGAUUGACGGAAAUAGCCACGGGGCUGGAGAGGAGCGGUCAACAGUUCUUGUGGGUGGUCCGUCACCCGACCAAGGACAAGAACCAAAAGGCCACCAUGUCGAUAAUAUCCGACCCGGACUUGGUCUUGUAA